Molecule: messenger RNA, 1407 nt
Organism: Callorhinchus milii (elephant shark)
Lineage: Eukaryota; Metazoa; Chordata; Chondrichthyes; Chimaeriformes; Callorhinchidae
Gene: aqp12
Product: aquaporin 12
Exons: 3
Coding region: 1-963 (320 amino acids)
Cellular component (GO): cytoplasm
Molecular function (GO): channel activity
Source: RefSeq, a predicted model, not a curated record
AUGGCUGGACUUAAUGUUUCAUUUGGGUAUUUCUGUAUGGUCAUUGCCAUUUGUGAGUUUGUCAGGAGGAUCUCCAGGAAACUUUUGCCAAUCCACAUCUACUCCAACUUGGUGGUGGAGUUCGUCUCCUGCUUCCAGUUAGCUGCCUGUUGGUUUGAACGUGAGAUGCUUGUGGAAAUUGGAUCUUGGGGAGGCGGAUAUGGAACUGAUGUGGUUACGACACUGCUGUUUGUUCUCUUCUUGAUCCAUGAAGCCACGUUUGAUGGAGCUGAGGCUAAUCCCUUGGUAACCAUGCAAGAAUUGCUCCGCUACAAUUCCUCUAUGAAAGCCAGCAUUGUGAAGCUCUUUGCUCAAUUCGGAGGGACAGAGCUUGCGAGAAUAGUCGCAAAGAUUUACUGGUCAUGGGAGCUAACAGAUUUCCAUCUCAUCCAGAAUCUGAUGGCCAUAGAUUGCAGCUCAUCCAUCAAGACAUCAAUUGGCCAAGGAAUCUUUGCUGAAGCAAUCUGUGCCUUCCUUUUCCACCUGGUUUUGAUGAAGCUUGAAAGAACAAUUGUUGGAUACAGGAUUAUCUUCAAAGCCCUAUUAAUCACUGUUGUCUCUUGUGUAGUUGGCCCGUACACAGCAGCACUGUUUAACCCAGCACUUGCCUUCUCAUUCACGUUCCACUGUUCUGGAAACACAUGGUCAGAAUACAUGGCCGUCUACUGGCUCAGUCCAUUUGUUGCAAUGUUUCUGGCUGUCUUUCUUUUCAACGGAAACGUUCCCCUCCUUUUCUCCACGAAUCUGAUGUAUUCCCAAAAGCCCAAGUACAAAAUUCCUAAAGGGAAAUCGACACCAGAGGCUGGAGAGAAUAAAUCAACGAAACGUGAAAAGGGUGACGAGAGGCUCGAAAAUAACCGCAGAGGUGGAAACAAACGAGUGAAAUUCACCCCAUUCGGUUUACAGUGUUUUAUGUGGUUAUAAUCAUUGGUUAAUUGGUCUGUUAUUGACCUGUACCUUAGUGACCCUGAGAUACUCAUUCUAUAGUGACCCUGAUAUUAUGUAUUCCUGUAUUUGCCCUCUUGCAUUCACCCACUGGUAUCUCCCUACGUGUACACCUUUUUGUUUUGGGUCAGUCAGUUGUUUGACAUAGACAGAAAACCUCCUCCAUGUGCAGUUCAUUAUACUAUUUCACAAGUAUUUCACACUUGUUAGUAGUUUCUAGACACUUAUUUUGAGUUUGCUGUUCAGAAUUAAGUGGGGUUUGUGAGAAAGAUAAUUUUAAGUGGUCAGAGGGAGAUUCCAGUUUACUUAUUCAUUAAACAUCCAACAUUGCAACAAUUAGAAUCGUGUAAUAUGGGGCCAGUAAUAUGUCAGUAAAUAUACAACCAGCCUGCAACUAUUUUUCCCUAAGAUUGCUUUGCUGAA